AUGGAGAAAAAGAGUGUGAUUAAGUUCAGCCACUGUCAGAAGGAUAUCUUCUGUUUCUACGUCCCAGAGAAAUGUCCAGAGUGUGGAGUGAGCUUCAUCGGUGGCAGGCUGGAGCAGGCUCCUAUCAGUAUCCCCAACCCAUUUUCUAAUGGACACAAGACUCCAUGCUGCUUCCUGGUCGCACCUGCUGAGGAAAACAACCUCAGGGAGUUUGAUGGAGGCUCAGACCUACACACUGGGAUCACAGACACUAAUGGACUGGUGUUCAACUACACUAAGCCAGGGGUCCGGCAGGACCAGCGAGGCUGGGAGAUGUGUAUCAGUAUUCCCCUGAUCCAACCAGACAUGUUCAACCUCCUCAACCAGUGGGACCAAUACCUCAACAAGUUCUCAGACGCCGAGAUGUGGGACCCAGCAUACAAAAGGUUUAAUGAGGAGACCCACAACUGCUACAACUACACCCUGAUGUUUCUAAACUGUGUGCUAGCAACACAGGGGAAAGGUUCUCUGACCAAAGACCAGUUCACUCAGAGCUUCGUCCUGCCCAGGAUCAAGAGAGCCUGGAAAUACACCACAAUGUGCAGGGAGAUAUCACAGAACUACUUUUAUAUAGUGGACAGUCCUGUUAAUACUACAUAG
Messenger RNA from Coregonus clupeaformis (lake whitefish), 639 nucleotides. RefSeq names its product MKRN2 opposite strand, tandem duplicate 2 (gene mkrn2os.2). Bases 1 to 639 code for a protein of 212 amino acids. Lineage: Eukaryota; Metazoa; Chordata; Actinopteri; Salmoniformes; Salmonidae. The record is from RefSeq and is a predicted model, not a curated record. The transcript has 4 exons.